This is a messenger RNA of Oncorhynchus nerka (sockeye salmon), 4679 nucleotides long. RefSeq names its product juxtaposed with another zinc finger protein 1. The transcript has 5 exons. Lineage: Eukaryota; Metazoa; Chordata; Actinopteri; Salmoniformes; Salmonidae. The coding region runs from base 161 to 892 and encodes 243 amino acids. Gene Ontology annotation, cellular component: nucleus. The record is from RefSeq and is a predicted model, not a curated record.
CCUCUUCUACCCCACAGUCCCUCCUGCUCCCCCAGCUGCUGUUGUGUCCUGCCUGGCUGCCCGGUGUCUGCUACACUGCUCCCCGCUCUGCCCGCUCCUUCCCCGGACCCGAAGCCCGCCUCGGCUACCGAACUCCCAGUGAAUGCACUAGCCAGCAAGCAUGACAGGCAUCGCCGCCGCGUCUUUCUUCUCCAACUCCUGCAGGUUCGGGGGUUGUGGGCUACAGUUCGAGUCUCUGGCCGAGCUAAUCGUCCACAUCGAGGACAAUCACAUCGACACAGAUCCUCGCGUUCUGGAGAAACAGGAGCAACAACAGCCCACCUACCUGGCCCUGAGCUACAUCAACAGGUUUAUGACGGACGCGGCACGUCGGGAGCAGGAGACCCUGAAGAAGAAGGCCACACCCAAACUUUCCCUGUCAAUCACAGGUGGCGUGUCUCGGAACAGCGUGGCCACACCUCCACGGCACAGCAAUGGCAACCUGACCCCCCCCGUGACUCCUCCCAUCACACCCUCCUCCUCCUUCCGUAGCAGCACGCCCACAGGCAGUGAGUAUGAUGAUGAGGAGGUGGACUAUGAGGAGUCAGACAGUGAUGAGUCCUGGACCACAGAGAGUGCCAUCAGCUCCGAGUCUAUCCUCAGCUCCAUGUGUAUGAACGGAGGAGAGGAGAAACCAUUCGCCUGCCCUGUGCCUGGCUGCAAGAAGAGAUACAAGAAUGUGAACGGUAUUAAAUACCAUGCCAAGAACGGCCACCGGACACAGAUCCGUGUGCGGAAGCCCUUCAAGUGCCGCUGUGGGAAGAGCUACAAGACGUCCCAGGGCCUGAGACACCACACCAUCAACUUCCACCCGCCUGUCUCCGCCGACAUCAUCCGCAAGAUGCAGGGCUAGAAAAAAACAAAAAACAUUUCCCUAUUCCUCACCAGCACUCCCAACCCCAACCACCCCACACUUUUUCAAUGUCAAUAUCCACCCCACCUUGACCAACCAACCAAAACAUAUCCCUAUGCCUUCUGGCCCAACCUUAGGGAUGACAACCCAAACCCCUAUCCCUUCUGGCCCAACCUUAGGGGUGACAACCCAAACCCCUAUCCCUUCUGGCCCAACCUUAGGGGUGACAACCCAAACCCCUAUUCCUUCUGGCCCAACCUUAAUAUGCUGACCACACCGCCCACGUUGCAAAAUAAAUGUACAGAUCCAUGUUAUUCAGUCAUUACACCCACACUGCUGGUGUCUGUUCUAUUUGUGAUGCUUAACACACUGCAAGUCCCGCCUCUCCCAUCUCAUUGGUUUUUAGGAGCAUAUGCUCACGUGGGUGAUUGAAAGAUGAACUGAGGUCCACACUCCAGUCCAGUCUGUUGUGGUAAUGCGCCUUAAAGUUGGUUGCCAAGCGCCAUAUAAAAUCAGAAAAAGAAGUCUGAAGGAGGAGAGAUUACUAGAAACUAACUCGGUUUAGCCUUUUAUCUAUGGAUUAAUUGUCAGAGGAGAGGACCUUGUGCAUUUCAGGUAAAAUAACAACCCAAUGUUUAUAUCCCAGGACAAAUUAGUUAACAGUAAGCUAGCUAGCUAUUGGCAAAAAUGUUGAAUACUUUUCGACCUGUCCCCAAAUUAAUAUAGUUGGUCCAUGGUUUGUUUUGAUAUUUCAACCUGCGUGUCCUGAUUAGCGUCUGGUGUGGGGGGACAAAAUCGACAUGCGAUGACGCACAUGCGGUCUGGUCAGCAUGUAACCUUAAGGGUGACAACCCAAACCCCUAUCCCUUCUAGCCCAACCUUAGGGGUGACAACCUAAACCCCUAUCCCUUCUAGCCCAACCUUAGGGGCGACAACCUAAACCCCUAUCCCUUCUAGCCCAACCUUAGGGGUGACAACCCAAACCCCUAUCCCUUCUAACCCAACCUUAGGGGUGACAACCUAAACCCCUAUCCCUUCUAGCCCAACCUUAGGGGUGACAACCUGAACCCCUAUCCCUUUAGCCCAACCUUAGGGGUGACAACCUGAACCCCUAUCCCUUUUGGCCCAACCUUAGGGGUGACAACCUAAACCCCUAUCCCUUCCUCCCACACACUAAAGGAUCUAGUGCAUGCUUUAACUUGUUUAUGUCUUGUAUUAUGUUCUUUGGUUUUCACAUGUUACUCUCUCUUAUUUUAAUAAUAUGCAUCUUUAUAGGCUUUUUUUGUUGUUUGUACAUUUGCACAUUCUUCUGCUAUCCCAACUAUUUCCGUGACUUUUUGUAUUGACAUACGGUGCUAACAAAAUGAAAACAAAGAAAAGAAAAAGAACGAAAAAACAAAACAGAAGAAGAAGAAGAGAGGAGGAAGGUGUGGAUGUUGAGUUGGAUUAUACAGUCUAUAUAUAGAUAUAUAAACAAUAGAUGUGUGUAUAUAUAUACAAAUAUAAGUAUUCAUCAGCAUAUACUAAGUAGUUCCACUUUACUUUCAAGCUUUAUUUUCUUAUAUUCUUUUUCGAUAUAUUUUCCAGAUAUUAUUUUCUUUUGAUAUUUCAUCAAUAAGUUUUUUUUCUUCCAUUCCUCAACCCCGAGACAACCUGUUCUGUUGUCACAGGUCAAACUUUAAACAGCUAGGUGACCUCCGGUCUAGAUAUCCCCAGCAGCAAAAACAAAGAGACUACGGCUUGAAUCCUAACUUCAGAUCUGCGUCCCUAAAUAUAUUUUUCACAGUUCUGAUUGAUUUUAAUGCACAUAUUUCAUGUUAGUGUUCAGCCCAAAUAGAGAAACAAGGAAACUAUUGCAUUUCUUCAUUCCCUCUGUUCUAGAACGGUUCUAUGAUUUCAGAAUGGAUUGUGCAUCCUGUAUUCUAGAAGGUUAUUCCAGACUGUAGUGUGAGCAGACCAGUUGAGGCAUCAUCCUGUAUUCUAGGUUAUUCCAGACUAUAGUGUAAGCAGACCAGUUGAGGCAUCAUCCUGUAUUCUAGGUUAUUCCAGACUAUAGUGUAAGCAGACCAGAUGAGGCAUCAUCCUGUAUUCUAGGUUAUUCCAGACUGUAGUGUGAGCAGACCAGAUGAGGCAUCAUCCUGUAUUCUAGGUUAUUCCAGACCGUAGUGUGAGCAGACCAGAUGAGGCAUCAUCCUGUAUUCUAGGUUAUUCCAGACUGUAAUGUGAGCAGACCAGUUGAGGCCUCAUCCUGUAUUCUAGGUUAUUCCAGACUGUAGUGUGAGCAGACCAGUUGAGGCAUCAUGCUCUAUUCUAUUCCAGUUGCCAAGUAUUGUUUCUGGUUACUUUUCCAUGAUCAUUGCCAACAGCUCUCUACUGCCAAACAUUUACAUGACCAUGUGCCUGAGGGGGGAGGGGGAGAGAGACUGUCAUACGGUUUCAUCAAAGAGGUGCGCAAGCGUGUCAAGAGAACACGGGUCUCAUUGCGCCUCCAGUGUGUGUGUGUGUGUGUGUGUGUGUCGAUGGUAUGUUUUGUUUUUGUGCAUGUGUUUGUCUUAGGGUGUAUCUCCAGAGAUUACACCUACAAAUUUUGAUUGCCUUGCGUUGUAGACUACAGCAUUCCAGUACAGUCUGUGUGAGUGUGUUGCUUCUUAGCCAAGUCUUUCUGCAGUAUCUGAGCUUUUCAGCUUCUUGUGUUAUUAUUCCGCCUUCUGUUACAGUCCUCCAUAGUGUUAUAAUAUACGGCUGUCUCAAAUGACACCCUAUUUUUGUAUACGGGGAAUAGUGACAUUUUAGAUGAGUCCUGUGUUUUAAAUGACACCCUAUUCCAUAAAGUGCACUACCUAUGGAAUGCCAUUUGGGAUAGUGUCAUAACCAGGACCUUGCCCAUAGCCUUCUGCUUUACAGAAGCAGUCUGAUGUACUGUCAAAUUGUGUCAAGGUAAGCAUGUUCUGGCCUAUUUGUGAUACCAUUCCUUCAGAGUACAGCAGAGUGGUGUAGUGUCAAAAAGUGGUGCCCGUUGGCAAAAUGUUACCCCGUGCCAGGCCCAAAAACAUUUCUAACCUGUUCUGUACUGUGAUAAUGGUCUGAGUCUGAUGGUACCCCAACACACACGCUUGACUGUUGCCAUAACAACCCUUGACAUGGGUGUGGCAAAGUGCACCUGUAUUCACAAAGCGUCUCAGAGUAAGUGCCUCGCUAAUAACAGAAGCCUUUGAAACCAUAAUGAAUACGAGCGGGGACCUGAUCCUAGAACACCACUCCUACUGAGACACUAUGUGAAUACAGGCCCAGCAUACGAGAAAGAGGAAGGUAGCAUUGUUUUUGAUUGUGGCUGUACAGAAUGCGAGUCUGACAGGUUUUCCGUACUUGGAAGCCUUGGCCCCAGCGCAUUUUGGCGAGGGGACAGAGACCAGAGUUCACCAGUUCGGGAUCUGUCAAACACUUAUACACCUGUCCUCUCCCUGCAGAGAUGCAGGUCACUAUGGUUACAGUUUAAAAGGGAGCCUGACAGUAUUACACCUGGGGGAUGUGAGGAGUACAGUACAAGCGUGUGUGAGGGGGACUUUUCCGAUAUAUUGUGUACAGUGAAUGUAUUGUAAUGUGUGUCAAGUGCGUUUAAAUGAUAUUUUCAUAUGUUAAGUGGAGAACAAUGUUUCCUAUUUGUACGGAGGCAACAGAGGGUGUGAGGAAGGAGACGUGUGUACUAUAUCAAACUGUUUCUACAUAAGCUGCUGCUUCAUAAAUGUGAACACUAUUACAUUACAAAUAAAGAGAACAUUAGCCAGAA